UAUGGAUUUUCAUAGAAAGUAUAAAGCCGGAGUGGAUAUUGCAGCGGUACCUUACUAACAAGGAUCUUGUCAGCAAUGCAUUUGAAAAUCAUGAGUGCGUUGUUGGUCGUCGUCUUUGUUCUCUUGUCUGAAACUGACGCUUGGUGGGUGUUCGGGGGUGGGAGUAGCAGCCAAUGCCCAAGUAGAGGUGGGGCAAGCCCAUACUACUUUGGUACCACGAACCUGUUUUGUAUGGCAGGCAAAAGAGGUGCGCCUGCAAGAGGAACCUGGGCGUUAUCCCAUCGGUUUAUCUACUACAAAGGGUACUAUUUUGAAUUCCUUAGUAUUUCAAAGGCCUCCAUAUCAACGCAGCGCCAGGCUGCAGGUAGAUGUUCUGGUGGCCGAGAAAGCUCGCCGGCUGGGUACAGUGAAUUGAGUCUCGAAUGUAUCAAAGGGUGUGCCAAGAACUAUAGGUGUCACUUUGGAACCUACAGUCUUCUGGGCAACAACUGCCACAAAUUUGCCAAUCGGCUCUCCGAGGUCCUCUGUACCAGAGGCACAAGUUGUCCUUCCUGGUGCCAGGGUAGCUGUAACGACGCCGUGUAUGGCUAGAUCAUGAUUUACGGUGCUGUUAAACAAUAAAGCAGAGUUUUAAAGCAGUCA
Messenger RNA from Magallana angulata, 642 nucleotides. RefSeq lists its product as uncharacterized. Bases 76 to 591 code for a protein of 171 amino acids. The record is from RefSeq and is a predicted model, not a curated record. The transcript has 4 exons. Lineage: Eukaryota; Metazoa; Mollusca; Bivalvia; Ostreida; Ostreidae.